Molecule: messenger RNA, 1699 nt
Organism: Lolium rigidum
Lineage: Eukaryota; Viridiplantae; Streptophyta; Magnoliopsida; Poales; Poaceae
Product: aspartic proteinase nepenthesin-1-like
Exons: 2
Coding region: 1-1359 (452 amino acids)
Biological process (GO): proteolysis
Cellular component (GO): extracellular region
Molecular function (GO): aspartic-type endopeptidase activity
Source: RefSeq, a predicted model, not a curated record
AUGAAGCAAGCAGUGGUGGCGCUAGCCUUGCCGCUGCUCCUCGCGGCGUCGGUCUACGCUUCCGCGCCGCCGGACAGUACGGCGGCCUUCGCCGGAGACGUCCGCGUCGACCUGACGCACGUGGACGCCGGGAAGCAGAUGUCGAGGCGCGAGCUGAUCAGGCGCGCCAUGCGGCGCAGCAAGGCGAGGGCGGCGGCGCUCUCCGUGGCGAGGAGCGGAAACAACGGGCGCCACGCCGGCAAGAGCGCGGAGGAGCAGCAGCAGCCUGGCGUGGCCGUGCGCCCGUCGGGCGACCUCGAGUACCUCGUCGACCUCGCCAUCGGCACGCCGCCGCAGCCCGUGUCCGCGCUGCUGGACACCGGCAGCGACCUCAUCUGGACGCAGUGCGCGCCGUGCGCAAGCUGCCUCCCGCAGCCGGACCCGCUCUUCACCCCGGGCGCGUCGUCGUCGUACGAGCCCAUGCGGUGCUCGGGCCAGCUCUGCGGCGAGAUCCUGCACCACGCCUGCCAGAGGCCGGACACGUGCACCUACCGGUACAACUACGGCGACGGGACCACCACGCUGGGCGUCUACGCCACCGAGCGGUUCACCUUCUCGUCGUCGUCCGGCGAGAGGGUGAGUGCCCUGCUCGGGUUCGGCUGCGGCAGCAUGAACAUCGGCAGCCUCAACAACGGCUCCGGCAUCGUCGGCUUCGGGCGGAACCCGCUCUCGCUCGUGUCGCAGAUGUCCAUCCGCCGCUUCUCCUACUGCCUCACGCCCUACGCCAGCGCCAGGAAGAGCACCCUCCUGUUCGGCUCCCUCACCGCCGGCGUCUACGACGACGCCAGCGGCCCCGUCCAGACCACCAGGCUCCUGCAGAGCCCUCACAACCCGACCUUCUACUACGUGCCCUUCACCGGCGUCACGGUCGGCACCAGGCGGCUGCGGAUACCGCUCUCGGCGUUCGCGCUCAGCCCCGCCGACGGCUCCGGCGGGGUCAUCGUCGACUCCGGGACGGCGCUCACGCUUUUCCCGGCGGCCGUGCUGACCGAGGUCGUGAGGGCGUUCCGCGCACAGCUGAGGCUCCCGUUCGCGAACAGCAGCGGCCCGGACGACGGCGUGUGCUUCGCGACGGCGCCCAUGCGGAGGCGCGGGCCGCCGGUGCCGGUGCCGAGGAUGGUGUUCCACUUCGAGGGCGCGGACCUCGACCUGCCGCGGCGGAACUACAUCCUGGACGACCAGAGAAGAGGGAGCCUGUGCCUCCUCCUGGCCGACUCCGGCGACUCGGGCUCCACGAUAGGCAACUUCCUGCAGCAGGACAUGCGCGUGCUCUACGAUCUCGAGGCGGAAACAUUGUCGUUCGCUCCGGCGGACUGCUGACGCGCGCGCAUAGUUACAUACUGUAGGUUUUAAGGUAACGCGCAUGCAUUCAAAGGAGAUCAGCAUGCGCAUAAACAGAGACGCAAGGAAACAGAGCUGUAAUAAAGUGGUAACAUGUUUUUGCUACAGAUUCCAUAAGGUCAAAUCUUGGCUGAAUGGACAGAGUUGCGCACGUGUCACAUGUCACCAAACCAAUAGUUGCACAUAAAGGAGAUCAUGCAUUCGGUUUAGACUGGGAUAAGAUAGUUCAGGUAUAAACGACCGGGAUUUUGAGUUGAAGGUUGGAUUUGGCGAACCACUACAACUUGAGGGUUUGAAAAAGACUUUUUCCUUUUUCAAA